This is a messenger RNA of Aspergillus campestris IBT 28561, 1252 nucleotides long. RefSeq names its product phytanoyl-CoA dioxygenase family protein. Lineage: Eukaryota; Fungi; Ascomycota; Eurotiomycetes; Eurotiales; Aspergillaceae. The coding region runs from base 293 to 1252 and encodes 319 amino acids. The record is from RefSeq and is a predicted model, not a curated record. The transcript has a single exon.
GGGUGGUAACUACAGUACGACUCAUGACUCGGAAUAACGUCGCAGUCGAUCAUGUAAGGUAGCAUUGAUAGAUCGAUAUACAACAUUGUGGGAGACGAUGCCACGUGGGUAUCAUACUUGACUGUUUACUAGGUAGUAUUUGUUUAUUUAGCUUUACCUUGUCGUAUAUAAUCAUGCCACUCCACCACCCCGACCUAUCUAUCAAUCAACACCACAAUCCCUCCCAACGAACCACCCCAAAGAAAUACACCCUUCUCAAAUAAAGAGAGAAGAACAGAAGAAAGAAAACAAGAUGACCACCCACCUCGCCUCUCUCCAACGCGACGGCUACGUCCUCAUCCCCUCCCUCCUCACCCCAGAAGAAACCGCCCACCUCCGCACCGUCGCCACAAAAAUCACCGAGCAAGCCCGCACCGGAACCUGGCCCUACUUCCGCACCGUGCCCAAGCAAUUCCCCCCCUGGCCAUCCACCCCGCCCCCGGCCUCCGAAGGCGGCAUCUGGGGCGUGCAGCACCUGCUGCACCCGGACAUGCCAGGGCGGGCCGAUUUCGCGCGGUUGUAUUUCUCGGAUAAAGUCCUCUCCGUCGUGGAGGAACUAGUGGGGCUGGAUGGCGCGAAGAAAGCAGGUCAGCAGGAAGGGGAAGGGAGGGAAAAGCUAGUCAUGGAGCUGUUUAAUCUACUGGUCGCGCCGGAGACGCGCGAUUUCGAGCUGCGGUGGCACCGCGAUGACGUCCCUGAGACGGCGACCCCUCACGAAGAACUGCGGAUGCUGGAGGCGAAGAGUCCCGGGGGGAAGCAGUCGCACGCGCAGUAUAAUCUGGCGCUGUGCGAGGACGCGUCGCUGGUGGUUGUGCCGGGGUCGCAUCGGCGGGUGCGGACGGAGGUUGAGCGGGCGGCGGGGCCGUAUGAGGCGCAUUUGCCGGGGCAGGUGGUUGUGGGGCUGAAGCCUGGGGAUGCGGUGUUUUAUGAUAGUAAUAUUUUGCAUCGCGGGGUUUAUAGGGGGAAGGGGGAGGGGGCGGAGGAGUCGCGGUUGACGUUGCAUGGGAGUGUGGGGUUGGUGGAGGGGAAUGGGGAUGAUGAUAAGGGGGGGGAUGGCAAGGUGAGGGCGACGGCUGUUUUGCAGCAUGGGGUUGGGGCGUGGAUUCAGCGGGAUGAUGCGGCGUUUGGGAUUGGGGGGCGGGCGGAGGGGAUGAGGGCGAAUUUGAUGGCUAUGGGGUCGGGGGAGGGGGUGGGGUAUUCUCUCCAGGGGUAG